GCUGUUACCCCAUAAGCUAUCAUAGCAGUCGUCUCAGUUUCUUAUAAAGAUGCAAAACUAACCACAAACUACUCAACUGCCAUCUACCUACGUUGUCUAGGAUGUCUAAAAGGAAAAGCAGCUCUGUCAAUGAAAACCCAAACAAACGGGUCAGAUCUGUCCAGGAGGAAGAAGAGGAGAAUGAAAAUAUUGAUGAUGGAGACCAGGACGAUCCUCUACUGAGUAAUCAGGUGCAAUGUGCUGGUGAGGUGGUGAGUGAUGCAGGGAUUGUGGAGAGCAUCACAUUGAAGAACUUCAUGUGCCACUCACUCCUCGGCCCGUUCACUUUUGGCUCCAAUGUCAAUUUUGUUGUUGGCAACAAUGGAAGUGGAAAGAGUGCCGUCCUGACUGCUCUCAUAGUUGCUUUAGGUGGGAAUGCACAGGCCACAAAUAGAGGAUCUUCCCUCAAAGGUUUUGUGAAAGAAGGAGAAAGCUCAGCUGAUGUGUCGAUUACCCUGCGUAACAAAGGAAGAGAUGCUUACAAACCUGAGGUGUAUGGUCCAGCCAUCAUUGUAGAUCUAAGAAUAACACGCGAGGGGUUGAGAACCUAUAAACUGAGGACCAAGUCAGGUCAACUUGUCUCAACCAAAAAGGAAGAGCUCAUGUCCAUCCUGGACAAUUUUAAUAUUCAGGUCAACAAUCCAGUGUCAGUUCUCACUCAAGAGAUGAGCAAAUACUUCCUACAUUCCAAAGGAGAGGGGGACAAGUAUAAGUUUUUUAUGAAAGCUACACAACUGGAGCAGAUGAGAGAAGACUUCAUCUACAUCAAAACCACCAAGCAUGUCACGGAGGAUAAAGUGGGGCAGAAUAGUGAAUGCUUGAAAGACUUGAAGCGGAAGUACCUGGAGAAAGAGGACCAUUACAAGAGCCUGGCAUCACUUGACGAAAUGCACACGAAACUGGAGGAGCUGCAGAGGCAGAUGGCUUGGGCGUUGGUGACAGAGAUGGAGAAGGAGUUGGAGCCGAUGAAGGAGAAGCUGCGCUCAGACAGACAUUCCACGGAGAAAUAUGAUGAGAAAGUGGACGAGUGGAAGAACAAGGUCGAGGAGGCUGAGAAGAAGUACAAGCAGAUCCAGGAACGGUUGGAGGGAAUCACCCAGCAAGUCCAGGAGCUCCAGCCGAAAUGUGCUGAGCUCAAGGCCGAGGCCCAGAGACGUAAUAGUCUUCUCAAAACCAGCGAGGUGACUGUCCACCGAUGCAAAGCUAACCUGAGGGACCUGGAAAAGGAUAAGGUUCAGUUGUCCUCAAGGAUAAAUGAUCUCAAGCUGAGCAUCAGUCAGACAACAGCAGCUGAGAGUCAGGCCAGGAUGGAGCAUAUGAAGCAGAUACAGGCCAAGCUAGAGAACCUCGUACACCAGGUUUCCACUCUGGAGCAGCAGAUUGAACAGUAUCAGCGCGCCUGCAGCCGUGCCAACGAAGAGAAAGGAAAGAUGAGGAGAGAGCAGGAAGUGUUCCAGAGGUCCUUUGAAGCCAACAGAAGAAACUUACAGACUAUGGAGAGCAGUCGCUCCAAUCGGCUGCGGCGUUUCGGAGAGCACAUGCCCGCAUUCCUCGCUGCCAUCCAGGAAGCUCACAAAAGGGGCCAGUUCAAGCACAAACCCCGAGGACCUCUGGGUUACCUUAUUAGCCUGAAGGACCCAGAGCUGGCCCUGGCUGUAGAAGUUUGUCUUAAAGGCCAGCUGCAGGCCUUCACCUGCGACAACCAUGAGGAUGAGAAGGUGCUGCAGGGCCUCAUGGCCAGAAUGCUCCCCGGAGGCCGCAGACCUACCAUCAUUACCAGCCAGUUCCUCCCUCAACUGCAUGAUACAAGAAAGAGGGCCGUAAAACACCCCGAUUACCCCUCCGUGCUUCAAGUUCUAGAGAUCGAGGACCCAGUUGUGGCCAACUGUCUGAUUGAUCAGAGGGGUAUAGAGAGCAUUCUACUCAUUAAGAAUCGCACAGAAGCUCGGAGAGUGAUGCAGUGUAGAAACCCUCCUCAGAACUGUGUCCAGGCCUUCUCUAAGGACGGAGACCAGAUCUUCAAUAACCGUAGUUACACUGCUGAGCAGACCAGAGCCAACUACCUCUCGGGAGAUGUUGAGGAGGAGAUCAGGCAUUUGCAGAGGGAGAUGGAGAACCAGAAAGCUCAGGCAACUCUCUUCCAGCAACAGAUGAAAAAGUUGGAUGAAGACAUCAAACAAAACGAAGUGCUGCUGAAAAGAGCUCACAUAGAGAAGAAGACUGCCAAAGAUAACGCCACGAAACUACAGCUGGAGCUAACAGAUCUACAGAACGUAGAGGAGCCUCAGUCAGCGGACCUCAAGCCGCUGGAGGAGGAUCUUCAGGAGAUCAUUGCUAAAAUCUCAUCCAAGCGUGCUGAGUACGACGAGGCGCAGACUCAGAUGGCUGACCUCAAGGCCUCCUAUGAGAAGUCAGAGCGGGAGUACAAGCAGCACAAAGAGCAGAUCAACACUGUCGCUGAGGAAGCUGACUCAAUCAAGGAGGAGCUGAGUAAGACUGACCAGGAGGUGAUGAAGUGCAAGCAUCACAAGAAACAUUAUGACGAGAAGCGCAGCGCCCAUCUCCGCAACAUCCAGACCCUCGAAGCCAACCUGGAGAGCAAGGAGAAGGAUCUUCAGACAUCUGUGUCCAAGGCUAAAGAAAUCUGUCCGGAGCGCCUGGAAGUGCAUCGGACAGCCAGGAGCCUCGAUAGCGAGAUCAACCGUCUCAAGGCUAAGAUCUCUACCCAGCAGGAACAACAGGGGGACCGUGAGGAGGUUGUGAGGCAGUACCAGGAGGCUCUGGAGAACUACAAGAACCUUGCACAGCAAAUGAAGAACCUCAACAGCUUCAUCAAAAGCCUCGACAGCGUUAUGAACCACAGGCUCCAGGUUUACGCUGAGCUCAGGAGGUUCCUCUCAGCCCGCUGUAAAUACUACUUUGACAGCAUGCUGGCCCAGAGAGGCUACACUGGAAGUAUGACCUUUGACCACAAGAAUGAAACGCUCUCCAUUUCAGUGCAGCCAGGCCAGGGAAACAAGGCCGACUUGAGCGACAUGCGCUCUCUGUCGGGAGGCGAGCGCUCCUUCUCCACUGUUUGCUUUGUGCUCUCUCUGUGGGCCAUCACAGAGGCGCCUUUCCGCUGCCUCGACGAGUUUGAUGUUUACAUGGACAUGGUGAACAGGAGGAUAUCAAUGGACAUGAUGCUGAAGGUGGCUGCUGGUCAACUCUACAGACAGUUCAUUUUCCUCACCCCACAGAGCAUGGGUACUCUUCCUGUGAGCAAAAUCAUCCGCAUCCUGCAACUGAAAGAUCCAGACCGUGGCCAGAACAACGCACAAAGAAGUCAAGACGAGGACCAGUAGUAUUGCUAGCUCAAUUUUCCAUGAAAGGAGGUGAUGAGACCACUUGGAGUUGUUAAGACCCUCUGUCUGACGCCAGGACACAGGCCGCAGUGGGGGGCGAAACAGUUGUACAUUGAUUCCUGUUUUUAGGUAGUAGUUGUUAAUGUUGAAGAAGUGCAGCCACAUGUUGUUCUUUAUCCACCAAGGUGGCCUCAGUUUUUAGAAGGUUUACUUCUGUCAGUAAAUAAACAAGAAUAAUUGUUCAAA
Molecule: messenger RNA, 3629 nt
Organism: Xiphias gladius (swordfish)
Lineage: Eukaryota; Metazoa; Chordata; Actinopteri; Istiophoriformes; Xiphiidae
Gene: smc6
Exons: 27
Coding region: 102-3383 (1093 amino acids)
Biological process (GO): chromosome organization; double-strand break repair via homologous recombination
Cellular component (GO): Smc5-Smc6 complex; chromosome; nucleus
Molecular function (GO): single-stranded DNA binding; damaged DNA binding; protein binding
Source: RefSeq, a predicted model, not a curated record